UGCUACCAAAACAAAAUCUGCAUUUGUAUCAAUACCUCUCCUUGUCGUUAGGUAGCGCCAAAGUGCCACUGCAUCCUGGUUCAACAAUAGACUGGAGACCAUUCAACUUCACAAAGAAAUAGGACUGGAUUUUCCCUUGUUUCACAAAAGCAGUCAUUCAGUCUUAAAAUUGAUAUUGUCCAGAGCUUCGGCAGCACAUAGAACACACAAAAAGGAACACUAAAAAAUAUUAUUUUAACAAAAACACAAAUUUAAAUGAUUUUUUAAAACUUGACUACCUAAACAUGAUUAAUUAACAUGCUCUGUCAUGUUACCUUUGUUAUGAAUCUUUCCUCUUCAUAUAUAUAUAUAUAUAUAUAUAUAUAUAUAUGUGUGUGUGUGUGUGUGUGUGUGUGUGUGUGUGUGUGUGUGUGUGUGUGUGUAGUUUCAGUGUAUAGGAUUCAACAGUAAAAAUACACAGUGUUGGCUUUAUGAGUUUAUACAUGUUUUUAGACAUUCCUCUGAUAUUCAAGUGUAUUCAAUAACUAUGAAAGUUAUUCAAAUAAAACAGGAAGAAUUAAAAUGGCAUCAUGCUGUACUAAGUGGACAUAUUCAGCUGGUGACAAUGGAUCACUACAAGACAGGGCUUUAUUUUUUUUUAGCCCAAAAAGUUGUAAAACAGGAUUUUACGUUUUUGUUAGAACAUUAAUAUUGUCACACUGUCACAUUGAUAACAUUAACAUUUUCACUCCAAGAAUAACACAAAUGUAAAUAUAAUGCUUGUAGUACAGCCUGCGUCUUCUUCACUGAGUCUGGUAUGGCCGUUGAGCAAAUCAAACUUGUGACCUUUGAGGAUCCAGGAUCCAGACCACAGUGUUGGCACACUGUUGAUCUUAUACUGCAUUCAUGUGACACCGAUCCACUUGGUGAUUUGGAUCUUGCUAAUCCAAACAGAUCCCCAUGUGACAUUACCACCUAGUGACUCAAGGCAAGGCAGUCACUGCAGAUGGUUUGAAUAAUUUAAAUGAGCAAAAAAAUACAAUAUGCUUGUGAUUACUGUUAAUAAAGUCACAGAGUGCAGCCCUGUAAGCUGAAAUACUGUGUGUAAAGUCAUACUGUGUGUUGCAAAUAGUAACACGUUCAUUUUAAGGACAGUCACAAUUUGAAGAUACAAUGCAAAUAGCCAUUUAGUUGCACUAGACUCUCUGUGACCUACACAGGCCCUUCCUUCAUCCACCCACCCCCCAAAACAAACCAGCUUCUAUCUUGCAGGACGCUGCACGUGUAAGUGGAAGGUACUAGCAGGUUUUACUCAGUCAGGGGUAGUUGUUAAUUGGCACCCUGCCCGGUAACAACAGCAUAGUGACACAGCUCUCACUUCCUCAUGCAAUUACACCAUUAGCAACUUUUUAAAAGGCCAAAAUUAUAACCAACUACUUGGUAUACACUUCUGGAUAUUCUGUGUCAGCCUUCCAAGUUCGGGUAGAAUGCAAUAGAUCUCCCAAAAUCAUGAGUGUAAUUGUUGUCACAUGACACGCAGCAGAAAGCCUGCCAUCCCCAAAGACCGAUGCAGAAAUCUGCUGUUGGAUUUUCAAUACCUGCUGUGAGGUAAAAGUGCUCUCCAAAGAUCUCAUUCUACCUCAUGCUGUCAGCAUGUGCGCAAAACCUUUAACCUAAUCCCUAUUAGGCCAAGACCUCUUAAAUCUGAUUAUGCAGGCUGCUAACAAAUUAGAAAUAGUCCUAACCACCUGUGGAAUCUGUGGAGAGCAGUAAAGAUUUACCAAUAUCAGUUGACCUGCAGAGUUAAUAUACUCUGAUGAACUUUUACCAACCCCUUCCUCAUUAAGCGCUCAUUCAGAUACUGUCUAAUCCUUUUAUGGACUCACCCGUUCACUCAGUUUGUUGUAUUGUCUUUGCACUUUCUAUACUGUCUUUCAAAGCAAUUGACAAAAGUCAAAUUUAUGGUCUAUAAGGUUUGUGUCUUAAAAAAAUGACAAGAAAGGUUUGCUUCAGGAUACAUAAAUAAUGACACAAAGGAAGCUGCUUUUGAACAAUUAAAAUUAUUGUCACAAACCUCACAGAAAACUUAAUGAAAAAGCAUCUUGAAAUUCAUUCAAAUGAAAGUACCUGUUGAGGUACGGUUACCCUGUGUUUCACCCCCUUUUUUUAACCUCAUGUUGAUAUGCUGAUUAAGUGUGAGCAAAGAUUAAGCAAAUUGGCCAGGAUGUUGCAUGUCCUAAAAUAGCCCUCGAACACUGCUGAGAGGCUUUGACCAGCGCUCAGAGGAGCACGAGAUGGACACUUUCUGUUGUUUUUGCUGCUAUAAUUAAGGUGAAAUGUCAACUAGACGGUAAGAUAUUUUUCAUUUCAUGUGUUGUCAUGUCUGUCUGCAUGUCAGUUAUUUUCUUUGCUACCUACAAAUAGUGAUUUGUCUGAUUAGUUCGCAUGUUUGAGGUGUGGUAGGCCGGCAUCUACAUCUACGUGUUGUUCACAGUGCUGUUGGUGGGAUGUUAGUUUAACUAUGAUCGAGCAGAAUUCGCCAUGAUGCUGAGACAAGCUUUUUUCUCUUUCCUGUGGACUGGUAUUGAGAUUUCCAAACAACACAAACUUUGCUCUUACAUAAGAUGUUAUUUUAUAAUGUGCAAAUUACGCUCUCUUCAACUGUGUAUUCAGGCCUACUCACAUUAUGCAACUCUAAAUCCAUAUUAUUUAUAAUUCUACUAUAGAAUCUAUAAAAGAUGUUAAUAUAAACACUGAAUUGCUAGUCUAACAGGCACACUUAAUCGGAUGCAGUCCAACAGAAGUUCUGCAAUAAAUCUAAGCUUCAUGAGGUGACAAUGUUCAAUUUUUGUUGAAUUUAUUUUAAAGGUGUUGACUCAACUGUGUGAUUAUUUUUACUGUGUAGUCACUGUUUAGGAGUAUACUGGCAGGAAUUUCUGUUUCCCUGUCUAACCUAUUUAUAUAAAGGUGGGUAGGCUAAGUAGCCAAGCACUCUUCUUUAUAUAAUGUAAUACAACAUUUCUUUUGUUAAACAUUUCUUUUGUUGUGCAUCUACUUCAUGCACAUUCGUUGUCCACUUUAUUUCAUGAAAACACAGUAAAUAACAGCUAAAAAUCCAGUUUUUAUGAGAUGAUGAUAGAACAAGAAACAGAGAAAACAAAGCAACCAUGCAAUGUUCAUCAAUGUAAACCUGACAUUUUAGUGAGCUUUGUUCAAAAUAAUCACCCAGACAAUUAGGAAAGAAAACUCCUGUAAAAAAUUAGAAUGUGAUGCUCUAUAAGGAUGAUAUAAGGCCAAUUCAUUUGAGUCAGUGUUUUAUUUUUCAAUAGCUGGUAUGUCUUUUCAGUUGCUUUUCAUGCAGUGGUAUAGCACAGAGCCCACUGUGUAGGCCAUGGGUAUUUUCUACAUUUUUACAAAACAAGACCAAAUGUCACAAGUAUAGAGUUCACAGCCUAAAUUUGAAAACAGCAAACACAUAAACUGUUGUUUUAAAUGUAGUCAUGACUCACACAAUAGGCUAUCCCUUUCACAAACAGCUUUACUGUUUCAACGAAGAUUACGGGCUCUGACAUUUCACUCACUCCGCUUGUCAUAGGCAACUGUCCGCACGUGCUGGCUUCAUCUAAACAGAAAUAAAAAAAUGUGUGACUUCUUUGAGUCAAAAGUCAUUAAAAUAAAGUUACCCUCCUCCUAUAAUAUGACGUCUGAGGUUCCUUCUCUGCUGUUUCUUUCCAGCCAACUCCACUCAGUAUGAGCACCACACCGGUCCAGGAGGGCCCUGCCCAGGGACUGUCCUCUAGCAGUGGGCAGACGUUACCCUCCCGACCCUUACAGCCCCUCUCUGAUCCCUCAGCUUCUAAAAGAGUCUGUUUCUACAAAAGUGGUGACUAUAAAUUCAGUGGGCAUCGCAUGGUCAUCAAUGCCCGCACCUUCAAGACAUUCGAUGCUCUACUGGAUGCUCUGUCCAAGAAAGUGCCACUGCCGUUUGGAGUGAGGACCAUCACCACACCUCGAGGAACUCACCUGGUCAAGGCUUUGGAUGACUUACAUGAUGGGGGAGCUUAUGUGUGUUCUGAUCAGAAACGGGUUAAACCACUGAACCUGGAUGAAGUGAACCGCCGGCAGGUACCCUGGAACACCACCAGACCUGUCAGCGCAGGGCGACGAAAGCGACAAGGACUCAGAUUGGGUGAGCUGGGUAGAGCGAAUGAAGCCUCCAACAGACCAGCGAAGGUCACGGAGAGGGUGGCAGUACGAACACCCAAGAGGCUUACGGUCAUCAAGAACAAAGACCCUACUGUUAAGCGCACAAUUGUGUUGCAGAGAAGAACAGCACCAACAUUUGAUGCUUUGCUGGAUUACCUCUCCCAGAUCCUGCAGUUCCCAGUACUGAAACUCUACUCUACCGACAGCAGACGAGUUGAAAGUCUCGCUGCACUUAUCUUGUGCUCUGGAGUUGUUGUAGCAGCGGGAAAAGAGCCAUUCAGAUUAGGAAACUACCAUUUUAACAGAGCUGGCCAGAUGGCAGAGGCCAUGUACGUGGAAAAUGUGGAUCCAUCGAUGUUGCAACAUAGAGCUCAAAAGAACAAAUCUUUCUCAAGUGGAAGAGGCUCAAGAAACUUCUCCUUGUCAUCUGAGCGAUAUAUCGUAAAUCAGAUAAACAAGUCUCAAACUGGAGGCAUGAAUGGCCACCUGCAUCAGCAGCAUGGACCAUUUGAAGCAGACGUUCACCAGCAUCAAAUAGAGGCAUCUGGGAGGGGAGCUAGCUGCAUUGUACCUCAGGAUGAUGACAUUGAAAAGUCUUUCCGCGUGAAUCAAGAUGGCAGUAUGACAGUGGAGAUGAAAGUUCACCUAACCAUUAAGGAAGAGGAGAUGCUCCACUGGACAACCACACUCAGCCGCUCCAGCCUCAUCAAGAGGUCCGUUUGUACCUCUAUUCCUGAGUCAGGUAACAGCUCCCCCGACUCAAACACUGCUGUUGCCAAAGCAUCCCUUAGUACCAGUGGGGAUGAAGCAAAAGAGGAGAACUAUCCUGCUGGAGCUGGGAAGGGCGUCGGCUUUAAUGAGCAAAUAUAUGAAGGCUACACUUCAGCACCUUUGGGAAAAGUAAAGAAAAGUUUCAAGCGCACCUCUACGCCAGGUCCUCGGCAUGUUAAUAAGACAGCGUCUGUCGAGAGUGUAAAGAUGGUUACAGAGACAGGGGUUCAGGAGAGCACCCUGGGACAUUACUCCUACAUGGAGAGGACGGCUGAUGGCGAGACAACAGAGGGAUACUGCGUGGUGAGACACAGCAGCAGCAGCAGCAACAGACCAAUCCCUAAACCUCGGAAAACUGCAUCAGCAGGAGGGAGGAACAAACACUCCAACUCCUCCAUCAGGUCGUCAGGAGUAGCUGAGGUCCUUCAGAUAGAGAACAAUGGGAUGGAGGUUACAGAGACUGUGAUGCAUAUUUAUGAGAGUCAAGGUUGCUAUGACAACUAUUUUGCAAAUGAUGAAUAUAGUGCAGAUGACCUUCCUUUGCAUGGCUCCACUGUGUUGCCAGAAAGCAAGCCGUCCACUGACUCAGGGCCUCGUUCUUCUUACAAUGAUUGUGAUAUAGAUUGUAGCUGGCAGCCACCCACUGCUGAGUCACUACAAAGGCAGAAAGAGGAGAUGUUAUCACUAUCAUCAGAGCCAGUAUCUCCCAGACAUCAGAUUACAAACAAUCUGUCUUCAGUGACUCAGAACGAAGUCCAAACUGCAACUAAUUCACAAAGUCCAGAAACAGUAAAAAAAGACAACAGUUCAAAAAGUAUGAAGAAGAGAAAGAUAAUCAGUUGUUCUCGCAAUCAGAAAAGCUCAACUUCAACAAGCAGCACAGAUAACAAAGCAAAGGAACACAUAAUCAGCUCCUCAAAAAACAGCAAACAUUCAUCCACUGACAAGCUUAGCAGUCAUUCCAGUGUGCGAAAAAAGAGUCUGAAUUCUUCAGACAGUGCUAAAAGUGGUCAAAACAGAGAAGGAGCAGCAAAGAAAGCAGAAAUGUCUCAGUCUAAGAGAUCAAUCAAAGAUGAAAAGAUGCCCAGGAAAGACUUGGCCUUAUUAGGUAGUUCAGAAAAUGUAAAAAGAACGCCACCUAAACGACAAAUCAUGACCAAAGCAGUUGGUAAGGAUAAUGGCCAUAAUAUCAAUACUGCAACUGGAAGGCCUCAAAUGAAAAAGAACAUGUCAGACAUUUUACAAACAAAAAAAUCUUCCUUGACAAGCCAAAAAUUAAUUAGCAAACCAAAAUCUAUGAUUGAAAACAGAAUAUCACCACCCAAAAAAUCUUUAGAGCUGAGUGAGAGUGUUUCGAUGCCUGCUCUCAAUCCUUCACCCUCCCAAAUCCACCAAUAUGUUGAGGACUGGUUGGAGAAAGUCACCCCAGAAGCAGAACCGGACAUGGAGGAGGCAAUCAAAGAUGGAGCAGAGUGUCGGCCCAAUGUUGUAUUUCAGAUUGGUGGUGAUUCUGAAUCAGAUGAAAAGACUGAAUGCCAGGCUACUAUAGAUGAAUGCUCUCCAUCAGCCGGUGAUGCAAUCAAGAAGUCAGCUUCUUCUCUGUCAGUUCCGUUUAGUUAUGAAGGGCCGGCUCAGCUGCACAGUGAACAGAAAGCACGAGUUUUAUGUGUUUCAAUGCCAAGUGUGAGAGUUGACCCCACACACUAUGAGAGCAACCUGAGAUCACACAAAUCUGCAGAAGAAAUCUGUGCAGCUGACAAUGAAGCAUCUUCAUCCUACAUUUUGAGCCCCAAAGCGAAGGUUAAACCUGUUCUGCGGCAACUUUGUUCAUCAAUUCAGUGCAUCAGAAGAGCAUCUGACAUCAACACACCAUCCAAUCUUGAGAAAUCCAACAGUGUUCCUGAUUUCCCAACACAAGUAGCCUCAGUGUUCGGCUCAUCGUGUAAAGCCUUCAUGACAUUCUUGUCAGUCAUGACUUUGAGAGACAACCUAAAUCCCCCAGCAUCAGGAGAAAGUAGCCAAUCUAGGAGCACCUCUGAGGCCAUGCUAAUGAUGGAGUCCCUGCAGAAAAUUUCUGCCAUUGAGGAUGACGAGGAGCAAAGAGCAAGUCUGACUGAUUUGCAAAGCAGAGCAUCUUCUCAGCUCAGAGAGCGCUGGAAGAAUUUCCAGAUUCUGAGGGAAAGGUUUGAGAGUGAGCCGCUUUCUCCUAAAGUUUCAGAAACUGAGUUUGCACUGGAUGUUGUAUCUGAAGGUGGAGAUGUCUUUGAUGAGCGCAUAGAUGAGCUGAUGGAUGAACUAAAUAUGCCAGAAGACCUCAGAGCAGAGAUCACUUCGACAUUCCAACAGGCUAAAAGUUUUUACCCUGUAGAGGAGAGCUCGCUAAUGGAAACUGAUAGACACCACUCGGACUCCGAGGAAGAUGUGGAGCAAUUUGUCAAACAAGAUGAAACCAAACUAUCAGCAGAGCUUGAUAGUACAAAUAUAGCUGAAGAUGUUUCUGAGACUCUACAGGGCAAUGAUGAAGCAGAGAUAGACUACCUAAAUAAAAUGGAUACCCCAGAAGAACAGACAAUCAGAGAGUUAGAACAAGAACCUAAUGAAAUUCAGGUAUCACAGACAGAAAGAGAUGAGUCAUCAAUAGACAAACAGAAUGAUAUAGAAGAGAAUAAUGGAGAAGUGGAGGAGUUAGAGGGGAUGAAGAACACAGAGGUGUUGGACAGUGAGGAUGAAGAGAAUAAAAAAGACGAUAGUGAAAGGGAGGACGAGGCAGCAGCGGAGGUGGUGGAGGAUGAUGAAAAGAAUGAUGAGCUGGAGGAAUGGAAAGCAGAGAAAGGAAGUGGUGAAGAAUCUGUUGAGAAAGAAGAGGAAGAAUCAGAAGAAGAGAUGACAAUGGAUGAAGGUGAGGUGGACGAAGGAUUAGAAGAGGGUGAGAAGGAAGUAGGUGAGGAAACAGAGGAGGGAUCAGUGGAUGAGGACACAGGAGAGGAUGAUAGCGUUGAGGAGACAGAUGAGAGAGAGGGGGAUGAAGAGACGGUGGAAGAAGAAAACAGUGAGGAAGAGGAGACUGAGGAGAAGCAAGGGGAUGAAAUUAGUAAGGAGAAAGAAGAUGAGGAGGAAUUGGAUGAAAUUAUGGAGGAAGCAGAUGAAGAGGAGGAACCAGAAAAUAAACACGAAGUGGAAGAGGAGGAGGAAGAAAAAGAUGAAAAAUCAGAGGAGGAAGUGGAGGAGGACACUGAGGUGCAUGAUGAGGAAAAAGAAAUGGAGGGAGUUAUUGAGGAAAAGGAUGAGGAAGAGGAGGCAGAAAAUAUAAAUGAAGAGAUAGAAGAGGAGGCUGAAAAUAUAACUGCAGAGAUAGAAGAUGAGGUAGAAAAUAUAAAUGAAGAGAUGGAAGGGGAGGUUGAAAAUAUAACUGCAGAGAUAGAAGAUGAGGUAGAAAAUAUAAAUGAAGAGAUGGAAGGGGAGGAGAGAGAAGAUGCACAUGCAGAUACUGCGAAAGAUGUAGAGGAGGAGGUUAACGAUGAGGCAGAGCGAGAAGAAGAAAAAGAAAUGGAGGUAGAUAUUGAGGAGGAAGAUGAGGAACAUGAAGAAGAUGUUGAGGAAAAAGAAGAGGAAAAAGAACAGGUGACAGAAGUGGUUAGUGAGGAAAAUGAGGACGAGGAGAAGGAAGAAAGAGAACAAAAGGAGGAACAUGGAGGUCAGGAUAGUGAGGACGCUGAGAUAAAAAAUACAGAAGAAACCAGUGUAAAGGUGAUCACAGAUGAGGAAGAAGAAGAUUGUGACAAAGAUGUAGAAGAAGAAGAAAAGUAUGUUGAAGUUGAAGAUAGUGGGAACAUUACAGCAGAUUCAGUAGAAGAGAGAGAACCAGUAGAGGAGUUAGAGGGUGAAGAAAAUGUGACAGCAGGGCAAACUGUAGAUGAAGAAGAGAGGAAUGAUGAUGAUAAAGAGUUUGAUGAGGAGUUAGACCAGGUGGAAGAACAAUCAAAGGAUGAGGCAGAUGAAGUAAAUGUUGCUGAAGAGAGUUGUGCCGAUGAUGAGGAUUGUAGAAGCAUGCCAGAAGAGGCCUUUCAUCAGCAGCAGCAUGACAGUAGCUGUGAAGAAGCAGAUUCACAACAAAACACUGAAUCACCAACCAAAUAUUCGUCUGAGGGCCAGUGUGAGGAUGACAAAGGUAACGGGACAGACACUGUUAAUGAGACAGACGAGGCAGGAGAGCGCUGUGAGGAAGGAAGCAGCAGUACAACUCAUCCGGUGGAAAUAUCACAGGAGUUACUUGACUUUGUGAACAAUGCCCUUCAGUCUUCUUCACUUGUAUUCACAUAUGACACUCAAGGAAACAUUAGGAUAGAGCCUGACAAUGCUCGAGUGACACAAAAUAAGCAAACUGUCAUUCCAAAAACUAGAAAGGAUAGUUCGUACGGUUUGAAACGUCUUCCAAGUCCAAGCACCUCUGAUUUGUCUGAUUACAGACCAGAAACAUCGGAGAGCGGUGGAUAUAAAACUCAAGAGUCUGUAGAUAUUGUCUCAGAGAGUGGAGAAGAGGGUUCAGAGAAGGCUUCUCCAGUCCACAAAGAUUCAGCACACAGGACUGCGAGAACAAAUGCACAGCAAGCAAAAGUUUCCGUUGCAAGUAAUUCAGAAGCCCUGCACAGUUCCCAGCAAAAAGGUUCAGGAAGUUUUUCUUCAAGUGACUCAGCCACUAAAGCUUUGGGAGAGGAUAUGUCUUAUUUUAGUGCUGCGAGCUCAUCUAAAACAGACGCUGCAGCCGCCAUACAGGCCACACAGAGUACUUCUUUUGUCUCAGAAAAAGACACAGCUGAUGGGGUUUUGAUUGAUCAAGGCAGAUGGCUCCUAAAAGAAAACCAUCUCAUCAGAAAAUCUCCCCCAGUCUCACUGGGAAUGUAUGGUAACUUGGACAGCACAUCCAUAGACACAGGUCAGGAGAACAACGGCGAAGACUCCCCGGUUCAUAGUAAAACCCAGCACAGCCCUCUUGCAGCCAUAUCCUCGUCAGAGCUCGAGGAGAUGGCAAAGCCUCAAACUCCACGGUGCACCUACUUCAACAUGCCACACGGAAGCGAUUCGGACCCCUUCAUGGAUGACUCCUUUGUCAAAAGUGGGAAAAAGGAUUCAAUCAGCUUUAAAGGUAGAGGUGUCCGGGUGUCACCUACGGUUGACACCUCCAAAACUUGGGCAAAUAAAAAUGGCAGUCUGUCUUCAUUUGCAUCCGUAGAGUUUAAAAUAUCAGACAGAAAAGUGCAUCCUGAGGGGGAAUCCUCAGCUGUGACACAGGCAAGAAGGACAUCUAGUGGAGGAGGGCAUGCACUGCAAGCCCAGGACUCACUGGAAACACUGCAUGUGAGAUGUGGCCAAUACUGCCCUAUACUAUGAAAACAGACACUUUAUUCACAUGUGCUUGUUUAUGGUGUAUUGUCAGUCUUGGCUAGGAUUGUUUUCUUGUAAUGCAGCUAGAAAAGGUUUUGACAUUGUACUUAAACAAUCUUGAACAAGAACCUUUUGCAGCUUCCCCAAACCUGUGGACGUGUGUUGUGAAUGAAGAGAGCUGUGCCUCUAAUUUAUGUUGAAUGUAGUCAAAACUCUUCAUUUCCACACAGUAAUUUCAUGUGAUAGCAUAACAUCAGCAAAAUAAGAAAUACUUCAGUUUGACCGAUUUGCCGCUCCUGUACUGUUCAUCACUGUAUUAAGUAUUAUUACAGGAUCCAACAGUUUCUUCUUGAAUGUCAUAUAAUGCAUCUGAGGAAGAACUGCAUCUGCCAAAGAAAGCAGAUUUCAUUUCCUGUGUUGCUUUUGAUUUUAUUGUUUGUUUGGAUUCUUCCAAAAUGUGAAAUACAUGUUCAUUUUAAGAACUUAUUUUAAAAAAAAUGAACAACUGACUAACAUGGAAAAUUAAAUGCAUAAAUGAAUGAAAAGGUCACUUUAACUCACCAACAUUCAAAUCAUGCUGUUCACAUGUCACUGAUAAAUUACACUACCGUUCAAAAGGUUGGGGUCACUUACAAAUGUCCUUAUUUUUGAAAGAAAAACUUUUUUUUUUCCAAUGAAGACCACAAUAAAUUAUCCAGAAAUCCAGUUUAGAAAUUGUUAUUGUUGUUAAUGACUAUUCUACGGCUGAUUUUUAAUGGAAUAUCUCCAUAGGGGUACAGAGGAACAUUUCCAGCAACCAUCACUCCUGUGUUCUAAUGUUACAUUGUGUUAGCUAAUGGUGU
Messenger RNA from Acanthochromis polyacanthus (spiny chromis), 11180 nucleotides. RefSeq names its product oxygen-regulated protein 1 (gene rp1). The transcript has 3 exons. NCBI's taxonomy places the organism in Eukaryota, Metazoa, Chordata, Actinopteri, Pomacentridae. The coding region runs from base 3730 to 10344 and encodes 2204 amino acids. The record is from RefSeq and is a predicted model, not a curated record. Gene Ontology annotation, biological process: intracellular signal transduction; retina development in camera-type eye; axoneme assembly. Gene Ontology annotation, cellular component: axoneme.